Messenger RNA from Epinephelus moara (kelp grouper), 2507 nucleotides. Its product is annotated as X-linked interleukin-1 receptor accessory protein-like 2. The record is from RefSeq and is a predicted model, not a curated record. The transcript is spliced from 10 exons. The coding region runs from base 1 to 1251 and encodes 416 amino acids. Gene Ontology annotation, biological process: signal transduction. NCBI's taxonomy places the organism in Eukaryota, Metazoa, Chordata, Actinopteri, Perciformes, Serranidae.
AUGGGUGAGGACACGGCCAGUCGGGCGGACAGCAGCAGCAGCCGGUGGUUGCGGCGCACUGACGCCGGGGACGAUGGAGGAGAUGCCGGGGAUGGUGGAGGAAUCCCCCGACUCUGUGGCACGUGGCUGGACCAUAUGUAUCGUCUGGAGCUGGCUGGAGGUCUGGGGGUCAUACUGUUGCUGCUGGGAGUCCUCACAGCACUUUAUAAGUGUUACAACCUGGAGAUCAUGCUCUGUUACAGGAGACACUUUGGAAGUGAUGAAACUGAAGAUGAUAAUAAGGAGUAUGAUGCCUAUCUGUCCUACACUAAAGUGGACCUUGACUGUUUGGGCAGCCGGGCGAGCAGUGAUGAGGAAACAUUUGCUUUGGAGAUCUUGCCAGACGUUUUAGAGAAACAUUAUGGAUACAAGCUGUUUAUACCAGACAGAGAUCUAAUACCCAGCAGUACUUACAUUGAGGACUUGGCUCGUAGCGUGGAGCAGAGCAGACGCUUGAUCAUCGUUUUGACUCCAGAGUUUGUCGCCAAAAGAGGGUGGAGCAUCUUCCAGAUAGAGACACGCCUGCACUCCAUGCUGGUCACUGGGGAGAUCAAGGUGAUCAUGAUAGAGUGUGCAGACCUGAAGAAUGUCAUUAACUACCAAGAGGUGGAGGCACUGAAACAUACAAUCAAGGCUUUAUCCAUCAUCAAGUGGAGGGGUCCUAAGAGCAAUGAGCUGUCAUCUAAGUUUUGGAAACAGGUGGUCUAUGAGAUGCCUGCUAAACGCAGGGAGACGUUGUCCAGACGCCAGGUGAUGGACUCUGGUGAACAAGGCCUCUUUGGUGACCUGCAGACCACCGUCUCCACUAUUGCCAUGACAACCACCUCCGCCUCCUUGGCACCCCCUAAUGAGAGUCGCCAUGGGCAUCAUCAGGUUGCCUUGGCGACAGAGAUCCCUGACUACAACCAGAUGACAUUGCCACUGGGAGGCGGUCACACUGCCACAGCAGCCCAAAUGAGGCAUUUCUGCCGCAGCUACGAGUUCCAGCUUCCCACACAGCCUCCCUCCCUGUCGCCUCCUCUCCCACCUCCCUCCACCGUGCAGUUCUCCACUCUGGGCCCCGGGGGGCGCCACGUCUAUUGCAACAUCCCCAUGACACUGCUGAAUGGACAGGUUUCUCAGAGCAGUACGCUUGGGAAGAAACCAGAACUCCACCUGAACAGCACCUUCGUACCGCUCACCAGCAGAGAACUAAGCUCUGACAUCUGGUAGAGGGACUCCUCAACUGGUGCUGGAUUACAGACCGGUUUAUAAACUGCUUUUACACUGGCUUUGGAAAUGGGGUAGACUGGUUGGUCGACUGGUUCUCAUUGGGGUUUUUGGACUGUGUACAGCCUUAGUUUUUCAGGAGGGACUGCUUGAGGACUGCCUGCAGACUAGUUUUGGGCCACUUCAUCCCACGCUGUGAACAAAGGACUGCUUGAAGACUGAAUAAGCCUUGGAUUCACAAUGGUUGGAUAUACCAGCUUCAGACUGCUUACAGACAGACAGAUUCAGAUUAUAAAACUGAUUGUAUGCUGGUAUCGGACAUACCAACCGGUUACAGACUGAUUCAAACUGCUUUGUAAGCUGUGUAGCCAUGAUCAUUGGAAAGGAGCACUGUUAUACAACACGACUGGUCAUACACAUUCGAGGGAUGCAGAGAGUUUGUUGACAGUUAUGGACAUGUGGAUGUGAUGAACUGGGAAAGUCAAUGAAAAGGUCCAGGAUACCUAAACAGUGAGGAGGUAUCCACAAACAGGAGUGCGCCAUCUGUCGUACAAGCGACCAAGUUGGACCUCGGAGCACAAAAAAAAUCUCGAAUUGCUGUCUGCUCACACACCAGCUGUGUAAUCGGAAACAAGUUGAUUUGUCAGCUGCUUAACUGCUCGGAAGUAUCAGUCGACUGAAAAACAAAAGUAGCGUAAUCUCAGAAAGCCAGUCGGUCUUCUACCUAUCUGAGUUGUCAGUGUAUCCAUCUAUCUGUUGACUAGGUGGCUUGUCAGUAAAUGAGGCAGACUUAAAGCAAUGAUUUUGGAAUACCAGUCCACCUUAAAACAACAAGUCAACCUCUUGAAACAAUUCCUGGCCAGCUAGUGAGCUACCUGGUUUGGUUCUUAGAAGCUAAAAUGGUUGACUUAAAAGAAAUGGAUUCCAGCAAGAUUAUCAAGAUAAGAAGUGUGAAGUGAUUGCUAAACCUAUGUACUGAGAAAGUGCAGUUAAAUGGUGUAUACAGAAACAUGUAGCUAGUUGUAAAGACUAGCUGACUAAAGGCUAGUUAUGUCUUGAGGUAAAAGGCACCAAGAGACUGCAAAGCAGCCAGCUCACCUUGUAACCCAGUAAUCAGCAAUUAGUCAAGUCAUCAAGAACUGGCCAAGAGGUGACCUGCCAACUUUUACCAACAAGCUAAAAGCAUAAAGGACUUGGCUUUUUCUAUUUGCAUGACCACCCAUUUAGAUAAAAAAAAAUAAUAAUCAAAUAAAUAUAGA